Messenger RNA from Arachis duranensis, 1211 nucleotides. RefSeq names its product OVARIAN TUMOR DOMAIN-containing deubiquitinating enzyme 4. Gene Ontology annotation, biological process: endoplasmic reticulum unfolded protein response; protein deubiquitination. The transcript has 6 exons. Gene Ontology annotation, cellular component: cytosol; nucleus. Gene Ontology annotation, molecular function: cysteine-type deubiquitinase activity. NCBI's taxonomy places the organism in Eukaryota, Viridiplantae, Streptophyta, Magnoliopsida, Fabales, Fabaceae. Bases 201 to 1067 code for a protein of 288 amino acids. The record is from RefSeq and is a predicted model, not a curated record.
CUUUUACAGUUUGCUUUCUUGGAAACAGUAAUAACUUGAUACCACUUUUCUUCACCCAUUUAUCUUCCAACUCUUGUUCUUUUCUUCAGCUCCACAACAAUAAUAUAAUACAUGCUGUAGCUUCUGCCCUGCGGCAAAACCCAUUCCCCGGUUCGGUGUUUUCUUUGGAAUCCCAAUCACCAAUUUUACCGUUUACUCACAUGCUUCAACAGUUGCAGAUAAAUCAUGUUGGUCUUUCUUGUUGCGCAAGAUCUUCUAUGGGCCAAACAAUAAGAGGUUACCUUGGAUCAUGCUGCUCCAAGCAAAGGGGCAACCUUCAAAUUUGUAGUUCUAUAGCACCUCGGAAGAGACAUCAUGAAAUUUCAUUGGCAUGCCAAAGUUUGAAUAUGAGGCUUUUGGUACCUAACCAAAAGAAGCUUCCCAAAGUUAAGUGUAAUGUGGGACCAGUAUCUUGGCCACGUGGAUGUGCAUCAGUUGGCUUGAUACUUGGAUUACUUGUAUGCAAUUUAAGCUCUGAACCUGUAUAUGCUGACACAGAUCUUGAAAAUGGAAAGAGAAAUGACCAAAACGUGUGCGAAUCAAAUGUAGCGAUGUCGCAUGGGAAGAAAGUCUACACUGACUAUUCUGUGACUGGAAUACCUGGGGAUGGAAGAUGUUUAUUUCGCUCGGUUGCUCAUGGGGCUUGCUUGAGGUCUGGAAAACCUCCUCCUAGUGAAAGCCAUCAGAGACAAUUGGCAGAUGAAUUACGCUCCAAAGUUGCUGAUGAGUUUAUCAAAAGAAGGGAAGAGACAGAGUGGUUUAUUGAAGGUGAUUUUGAUACUUAUAUUUCACAAAUAAGGAAGCCUCAUGUUUGGGGAGGUGAGCCUGAAUUGUUCAUUGCUUCACAUGUAUUGAAGAUGCCAAUCACAGUGUACAUGUAUGAUAGGGAUGCUGGUGGCUUGAUAUCAAUUGCUGAGUAUGGCCAGGAGUAUGGCAAGGAGAAUCCAAUUAGAGUUCUCUACCAUGGAUUUGGUCAUUAUGAUGCACUGGAGAUCCCUAGAAGGAAGGGUCCUAAACCAAGGCUGUAAGAUUUUAUAUGAGAUGUAAAAGAGAUUAUACCCAAUAUUCAUUUCCUUUAGUAACAUUAUAAUGACGGAUAAAUGGUAUAGACGGCCCCAGUGAAAUGCAAUAUGCACUUUAUGCUGAAUGCACAUAGCGGUUUAUGUUCUUAA